Cyprinodon tularosa is the source of this 4835-nucleotide messenger RNA. Its product is annotated as TNF receptor-associated factor 2-like. Gene Ontology annotation, molecular function: tumor necrosis factor receptor binding; ubiquitin-protein transferase activity; zinc ion binding. The transcript is spliced from 10 exons. Gene Ontology annotation, cellular component: plasma membrane signaling receptor complex; cytoplasmic side of plasma membrane. Lineage: Eukaryota; Metazoa; Chordata; Actinopteri; Cyprinodontiformes; Cyprinodontidae. Bases 302 to 2008 code for a protein of 568 amino acids. Gene Ontology annotation, biological process: protein K63-linked ubiquitination; positive regulation of canonical NF-kappaB signal transduction; tumor necrosis factor-mediated signaling pathway. The record is from RefSeq and is a predicted model, not a curated record.
GUCAUGCUACCUUCAGGUGUGCUGUGAUUGAACCAGGGCUGCAGCUCCUUCCAUUGGUUCAUUAACCAAACCACAAACCAGCUGGAACAUAAACUCUUACUUUGAAGAGUCAGCAGUGACGUAGCUUCCGGGAGGAUCACCUGUCUGCAGGUCCAAUGCAUGCAGCGAUGCUGCUGCAUCCUCGGCUCCGCUCCGCAGGUAAACAGAAGCAGCUUCCUUCAUUUUGCAUCAAGCAGCGCUGAACAGUGAUUGCGCUCUUGAACACACCCCGCUCAGCCCCUGAUGUUGCUGAGGGGGAGUCAUGGCUGCUCCACAGCCUUCUCCUCCAUCUUCCCUGGAAAGCAACAAGCCGGGCUUCCCGAAGCAGAUCCUGGCCAACAUCCUGGAGGACAAACAUCUGUGCAACUCCUGCGAGAAGGUCCUGCGGAGGCCCCUGCAGGCCCGCUGCGGCCACCGCUUCUGCUGCUUCUGCUUCAACAAGCUGCUCAGCUCCGGACCACAGAAAUGCACUUCAUGCAUCAAAGAAGACUUGUUUGAGGAGCCGACCUCCAUCCUGCAGCAAGGAGGCGCGUUCCCAGACAACGCCGCUCGCAGAGAGGUGGAGGCUCUGGCUGCAGUUUGUCCAAACGAAGGAUGCUCCUGGACCGGGACUGUCAAAGACUUUGAGGCCAACCAUGAGGGCAGCUGUGACUUCAUCAUCAUCAUGUGUCCGUCAUGUAAGGAGCUGAUGAGGGCCAAUGAACAGGAGCGCCACAAUGAGAGGGAGUGUCCAGAGAGGACGCUGAACUGCAAAUACUGCAAAGAACCGUUCCUGCUCAAGAACAUCAAGGCUCACGAUGAAAUCUGUCCCAAGUACCCGAUGAUCUGCGAGGGCUGUGCCAAGAAAAAGAUUCCUCGUGAAAAGUAUGUGGACCAUAUUAAGUUCUGCAGUAAAUUUAAAACGCCGUGCAGAUUUCAUGUUGUUGGCUGCGAUACGUCUGUGGAAAAGGAGAAGAUCCAUGACCAUGAGCAGCAGUGUUCCUAUGAACACCUCAACCUGUUACUGCAUUUCAUCAUGGGGAUCAAAGUGAGUCUGGAAAGCCUACAACCUCAGAUCCUGGAGCUGGCAAGCCAGAAGUUGCAGGUGCUCCACCAGUCCCUCAGAGAGCUGGAGAUGAAGAUGAGCCAACUCAGCGGUGGCGGCCCCGCCCCCAUGCAGGGUGCAUGCGCUCUCACCCUGGCCACAUCCUUUACCCCACUUCCCAGCGCCAUGGGGGCCGCCCUGGAGCUACAGUUGCAGAGCGAAAAGACCAAAGUGGCGGAGCUGAGCCGACGUUGCCAAGAGCUGGAGCUGAAGGUAAACACAUUUGAGAACAUCGUCUGCGUCCUGAACCGAGAGAUCGAGCGCUCCUGUGCCACCAUGGAGGCCUACAACCGCCAGCACAGACUGGACCAGGACAAGAUAGAGAUUUUAAACAACAAGGUCCGUCAGCUGGAGAGGACAGUAAGCCUGAGGGACCUGUCCAUCGUGGAGAUGGAGGGGAAGAUGAGGGAGAUGUCUGCAGCUACCUACGAUGGCAUCUUUAUCUGGAAGAUCUCUGAUUCCACCAAGAAGAGGCAGGACGCCGUGGCGGGCCGUGCUCCUGCCAUGUUCUCUCCUGCGUUUUAUACGAGUAAAUACGGCUAUAAGAUGUGUUUACGGAUCUACCUGAACGGCGACGGAACAGGCCGGGGGACGCACCUGUCUCUGUUCUUUGUGGUGAUGAGAGGACACAGCGACGCUCUCCUUAAGUGGCCUUUCAACCAAAAGGUGACUCUCAUGCUGCUGGACCAGAACAACCGGGAACACAUAAUCGAUGCUUUCCGGCCCGACGUCUCGUCCUCGUCCUUCCAGAGACCCGUCAGUGACAUGAACAUCGCCAGCGGCUGUCCGCUCUUCUGUCCUCUGUCCAAGCUGGACUCUAAAAACUCCUAUAUACGUGAUGACAACAUCUUUAUUAAGGCCAUCGUAGACCUCACUGGGCUCUAGAGAAAACAACCUGGCAGCAGAAAAAUCACUUUUUGUUCAAACUAAACCGGCUGCUGGUGAUCAGUAGCUGCUGUUUCUCUGCCGUCUUUGGGAUCCAUUGUUUACAGUAUGCAAGAUAGCAGUUUUCUUUCUUUGUUGAAAGUUUGUUCAGUCGUCAGAUCAGCUUUUAUGCAUCAAACUGUGACUAUUCACCAAAGUGACUGGAGAGGUGAACAAACCUUAAACAGCGUUUUUACUAACCAAUGCAUUCCAACAACUUUGUAGCAUAAUAUGUGUGAAACCUCAGAGCUGUGACUGUCUUUGGUCUCUAUGCCCAGCAUCCCAGCUUCUGGUGCUAUAGAAGGGGUUUGAAAGUCUCCCUGUAGCCACUAGAUGUUUUUACAAGAUAAACCCCAGAAAGGUUUAACCUACUAACCACUGUAGUAACUAACAGACCUGCGAGUCCCUUCAAAUAACCAGCUUCUUUACUGACAAUUUCUCUGUCGUAUGGGAUUCUUCCACCAUUUAGCUGCAAGCUUUGAUAUUUUUCAUCUUUUUCAACGGUUUCCUUCUAUGGUAACCAUCUGGUUCUAUUUCAUCCCUACUGACCACCAGAGGGCAGUGCUGAAAGCACUGAAUGUUCCCUUCAGGCAUGUGCAGUUCGAGUAAUUAUCCCAACAGUCACACCUGUGAUGCCGGAUGACCAAUCAGAAGCUAUAUAACCUGGUGUCAUCCAUGGCUCUGUUCCCUUUUUCGUCUCGCAAGCGGUACGCUAGCUUCCCCGUUGUUUGAUGCCCCAUGCUCUUGCUGACUGGAGGUUUUUCUUCUCCCUCCCAGGGCUGCCACAGAUCGAUUCUACUAGAAGAUUACGGAAGGUAAGUUUGUUUGUUUGCUGGCGACGGUAGCGUCCGUGCCCCCUCUCCCAGCUCACGGCUUCUUGUUACCAUUUUACCUACAACUUGGUGCUGUUUUGGUUGACAACUGGUGAUAACAGCGAUUUCACCCCCUCUCCCAAUAUCAACCCUACUUUUGCAGCUGUAAUAAUUGGUUAGGGUAGCGGUUUUCUCCCCCUCUCCCAAGUGUGAUCAACUUUGCUUGCCGAAGUUUGGAUAAGGCUAACGUUGUUAGCUUUUUUGGUUUGUUGGUUUUAUACCUGGUGACGGUAGCGUUUUUCGCCCCUACUCCCAACUUACAUUACCAAAGUUUGGAUACGGCUAAUGUUAGCUUUUUUGGUUGGUUGGUUUUAUACCUGGUGAUGGUAGCGGUUUUUGGCCCCUCCCCCAGUAUCAGCUUGCUUGUGCUUUGAGCCUCUUUUAUUUCCCUGCUGUAACUGGUGGUGGCUGCGUUUGCGCCCCCUCUCCCGAUUUUAGACAUUUUGUUUCUUUUUCGGGCCGAGCCCUGUCGACCUUUGACAUGGAUGGCUCCCACAGCUGCAUGGAUUGUGGGGCUGCCCUGCAGGCAGAGGUAGGCCACAACUUUUGCCCUACCUGCCUUGGACAUGAGCACCUUUUGAAAGAGCUAUCUGAGAAUUAUUUAUGCCACAUGCAGUGAGGGUGGCUCGGUUGGCCCAGUCGUGCCCCCAGGAGGGCUCAGACCUUCUGCCCUGUGGGCAGGUAGUUCCCCCCAAGCAUUCUAAGCGCUGUGGUUGGACUACGGCAUCCAAGCCCCUCCUCCGAGGAAUGGCCAAACUUGAAAUGAAGUCCUUGUUACAGACACAUUAAUCUGAUGGCUCGCUUCUGGUGGCUAGGUUCUCUUCCCCACCCAUGCCCAAACUGGUUGUGGAGUAUGAUGUCAUAUAUCUAGCUGCUUCUGCUUCUCAUUUUAGAGAUGAGGAGACGGCUAGGUCCUCUCAGGUCUCUGAGACUGGUUCAUUUUCAUCUCAGAUUGUGGUUGGAGGGGCCGGUGACAGUUCUAUGUGGGAGGUUAUGUUCAUGGCCCUAAGCAGCUGCAGCUGGAACUCCCACAGGUAGAGGUAUCCAACUCCAGGAGUGCUUUUUUUCAGGUGUGGAAGGGCUCCUACUCCCUUUUCUGUACCUCCAUCAGAGGAGUACCUGAAGGAGUUGCACACAUGUUGGCGGGAACCGUGAGCAUUGUCACGUCUCUCCUCAGAUGUCGCAUGUUAGUUACCAUGCACAACUCGGUGAAGGCAGGCCUGGACUGUUUGCCAGCAACUGAUUGUGUUACUGAUUGUGUCACCAGAUGAAGCCCUGCUUCCUGAUAUCCUGUGCCCGCGGACUCGAUGUCAGGCUACAGAUGACCUCUUGUGUAAGGUGUACAAUGCACCUGAGCGUGUGCUGGCCAACUUGGCAACUCUCUGGCACACCUCAUGUUCGCCCUCUCUGCAUCUGUUCCGGAUGCUGGUGGUGCAAGUGUGGCAUCUGAUGCAGUGAUGCAGCGCUGCAGGCGUUUGCCCUUAUGAGUAGAGAGCUUGGCCGGGUCAUGUCUUUCCUUGUCCAAGCUAGUAGACAGGUCUGGCUGGCACAGUCUCCUCUGACCAAAGCAUGCCGUAGGACCCUCAGGGAUGUCCCGGUCUUACCAGGGGAGCUGUUUUGAUCAUCUGUCUUGGAGGCGCUGGAGCGGACUGUUCAGGCACAUCAGACUAGCCAGCAGCUUUCUGGCAUCAGAGACCGAGUAGGGACUUUCGUGAACCAGUCUGCCACUCAGUUAGACAGACCCGGGCCUCAGAUCCUGGACGCCCUUCCCCCAGGGUCCGGGGGGAUAGAAGAUGAUGCCACCGGGCCAGCCGUCUGACGUUUUUCCCAUCAGCAGCUGAUUUCCUGGGCUGUUGUUACUGUAGAUCCAUGGGUGGUUGCAAACUUAACCAAGGGCUACAGUCUCCAGUUCCGAC